AUGGUUGGUUUAUUAAAUCCUGUCAAAUAUGGAGGAAAUUUUUAUGAUUUAUAUACUUUAAAUACAAGAAGGAAAGUGCAGCCGGAUCGCAAGUCUAUCGGAAAGCGUAAAAAUAAAGAUAAAAAGGCACCCAUUGCCAUUAUAGAGGGAAAUCCUGAUUUACGCAUAGUAAACCCUUUGGAUCCACCUCUCAUAAAAGAGCAACUCCUAUUAUGUCCCGCAUUUCCGGUGGCACAUAUAGAAUUGCAAUCAAAUGCCUCACAAUUUGCAGUAUUCUCAGCUAUACGUUCCACUGUACUGGAGGCAGAGACAAGACGUUUAUUAUUCUACGAGCUUAGUGGUAAUGUAAGGAAUUUACCUCAAAUUAAUUCAACAUGUUGUUUAAUGUGUGUUGGCUCCUGUUUGACGGGCAAUCAAAUGGACUGCUCUUGUCACACUCUAAAUGCUUUGCAACAGGCUAAUGCGGUAGCUGGUGUGGCGCCACAAGUUGCGGCGGGCGAAAAAAGAUCUAGACAAGACUCGGCCAAUAGUGAUGUAGAGUCCGAAUCGGAGGAAUGCAGUGAAAAAGAAUUGAAAGUGAUAGCAGUCCCGCUGAUAGUGGGUGCUGGCUUGAGAAGUUUAUUUGAAUUGAUAUCAGAAGCUCGUCAUAUACAGCCCAUGCUGUGCUCGAAGGCUUUAAAAGCUUUAUUAGAUGUUAUACAGGGACAACAGCCGGAAUCGUUUAAAAAUGAACCGGAAGAAUUAAUAAAUCCUCUAUAUGAUUUGUUACUCGAUUUGGCUACCAUGUCGGCGGCUGAAAGUGUGGCUGCGCCUGUUGCCCCGGAGGCUGAUUGGUCUGCUGUGGCUUGUUCGGCUUUGGUGGGUCUGUGCAUAGCUAGAGGAGAUACCGGCAAAAUGCUUAAAGCUAUAGCGGCUUUAAUCAUGUCUCCAAGGCAUUUAUCCUCACAACGCAUACAAAUGCCGGCAGUUUUAGGCAUGUUGCAGCGUACUGUAAUAAGCGCUGCCUUGGGUAAACCUACCUGUCCAGAUUUUUAUACCAAAGGCGUGCCAGUUAACUCUUUAGUAGAUGAGUUUGCUAUUAAAGCUCCUAUGUGUGGUUUUACUGAACCGGCUUUAGCCUCGGAUGGUACAUAUUUAUAUUUGUUAUUGGGAGGUGCUUUAUUGAAAAUCGGCACUGGCUAUAAUGGCUCCUUUAAGGGUCAUAUUUACAUGCAAAAUGAUGAAUUUACCAAAGAAAAGACAGGAUGGUUGGGUUUUAGCAAUGGCCAGCUGUAUUAUAGACGCAAUUCCAAACGUAAUGCUGAUCAUUUGCAUUUAGUUAAUACCGAGUCUUUGACUAUUAAAAGUAUGAAUCCGGUUAAUAUGUUGCCCAUAAGAGAGGGUUUCAAUUAUACGCUAUUUACGGAUGAGGAUUCACUCAAUGCCAUUUGCACUAAUCGGGAUGACACUUUAGUGGUGCGCCGUUUGAAUAUCUGCCAUCAAAAUAGAUCUACUGAACGUGACAAUUCCAUACCCGUGGAGUUGCCCUUACAAUUAUCACGCAAACGUUUUCGUACUUUAGGUUAUGCCACCUUUGAGGAGGAAGUUUUAAAUCAAAAUCAAAUAUUAAAGAUACAAGCUUCUUAUAACAUCUUUGAGCCUAAAAUUCCUAAUGAUGUGGAUUUACAGGAAAUAGUUUGUGGCAAAGAGUUUGGUUUGGUUAGUGCCACUAAUGGCAAAGUUUUCUAUUAUGGCAAAUCGGUGGCCUUGGGUUUGAAAUCCGUGGGACGUACUCCCAUUAUGAAAUUAACUGAAUUAAUAAUAUCAAAAAUAUCACGUAUAACCCACAUAGCGGUGGGUCAUGAUGGCAUACAUGCUUUGUUGGUAAAUGAUGAUGGUACGGUGUAUUUUGCUGGAACAGCCAGAAGAGGAGAGGAUGGUGACAUUUCCAAGAAUAGACGACAACCCAAGGCGGUUAAACCUAAGAAAAUGACUAAAAUCGAGGGACAUUUUAUUGUUCAAGCGGCUUGUAACAAUGGCACCUCUGCUUUUGUUACCAAAACUGGUAAAUUAAUCAUGUUUGGCAAGGAUACUGUGCACUGUGAUGCCCAAGGUUUUGUUAGUGAUUUUUCGGAUCAACAUAUACAAAAGGUUGCCUUGGGUAAGGCCCAUUGUGUGGCCUUAAACGCCAAGGGUCAAGUAUUUACUUUUGGCCUUAAUAACAAGGGACAAUGUGGUCAUGUUUAUAAUAAAACUAAAGAUGCAAGUGUUUCUUCUUCGGUGGAUAGUGGUUCGGGAAAAUUGUCUACUCCUUUAAAGAAAUUGAAAUUUGAUUUCUCUAAUCUCUGUGAUUAUGAUGAUCACAAUGUUAUACAGGGCCAGUGUAGAGUUUGUGUGGUUUGUCGUGAAUGUACCGGCUAUAAUGUGUCCUGUGUAUCGGCUUUGAAUGUGCCCUUUGAGGAAAGAGUUGCGGGAGCUCCCUGUGCUUGUGGCCAUGGCGAUGCUGGCUGCUCGAAAUGUGGUCUGUGUGCCUCCUGCAUUGCUGUACAGGAAGCUGAAAAUGUUUCUGACACCAAAGAUACCAAUAAACAACUAAAUCGUCAGCGUUCCAAAAGUCUUAUCAUGCGUCGCAAGGAAAAGAAAACUGCUGAUGAGGCCUCUAGUCAUGCUGAAGAGAAUCCUCCUCGAGUGGCUCCUCUAGCACCACAACUCCUUAGCAUGCCCUCCACCUCACCGGUAGUACAAGUAUCUUGUGGUUUACAUCAUACCGUUGUACUUACCCUUUCUGGUGAAGUAUACGCCUUUGGUAGCAAUCAAUUUGGUCAAUUGGGUACCGGGGAUAUGCAGCCAGUUAGUGGUCCCGUGCGCAUAAGUGUAGCAGGAAAUGUUUGUCAAGUGGCUGCUGGCAGUAACCACACUGUGUUGUUAACCUAUAAAGGUUUGGUUUAUACUUUUGGUAAUUUUCAAAAGGGCCAACUCGGACGUUUGCCUCAUGACUUUCAACAAAAGGGUUCCAGCAAUGCCGACAGGGAUAAGGCAAACAAUCCUGUAAGCUUAAGAGAAGCUUUGGGUAAUAAUGAACCCGCCCCGGAGAAACCCACAGUGGCCCAAUUAAUAGCUCAAAGGCAAAAGAUAUUGUGGCAUUGUACUCCAGGAGUAGUAUUUGGCAUUGGUCCCAGUUUUGGUAAAAAAGCCACCUGGAUAGGAGCCAGUGGUGAUCAGACAUUUAUCAAAGUCGAUGAGUCCCUCAUAACAACACAAAUGUUGCCCAAAAUGAAUGUGGCCGCCAAUAAGAAAACUAUUUUAAUGAUUCCCACCAUACCCUUAACAUUCCAUGCCAUUUCCAUUAAUCGUCGUGAUGGCAAUUGUACCGCCCACUACUUCAAUCAAGUUGAUUUUGUUAAAAUGGAACAUGCCAAUAAACCCAAACUUGUACCGGAAGUUAAUCAAAAUGUUGAUCAGAAUAUGGUGCAAAUGGGUCCCUCCUCCUCUUCGAAUGCCAUAAAUGAACAAAUGUCACGCAGCAUGCAUGAGGCAAGAAAUCAAUUAUUUGAUUUACAAGAUAACCACAUGCAUAAUGCCUCUUCAUCGCAACGUAAGGACAGACAACGUGGUUCUUUAAAUACCAUCUCGGCUGGUUCGCUGAACACAGCCAUGCCUUCUUCGGUGGUUUUAAGUGAUAAAAGUUAUUCAAAGUUGGCGUUUGCCAUGGACCCUAUGUACAAUGUUUUAUGGGUUUAUGAUAGUAAUCAAAAGAGGGUGUUGAGCUAUAAUGUUUUGGCCAGUGAGAUAAUGGCAACAGCAGCGAAUUGUUCCAAUUAUCAUGCUUUGUUGACUCCGGAAUUGUCUUUACCAAAUAAAUUUGAUUCACGCAUCUCACGUUUACAUGCUUCUCUCAAUCUUUUGGCUUGUUUGGAUGUCUUGACCUCUGCCCAGGAUGUGAUUCCUGCUUGCUUUGAGGAUGUUACACCCAAAGAGGCCAAUCAAAAUAAGGAUACCAAAGAUAAUCAAUAUCAGGUGGUUAAUCGUUUCGAUAAUUUCGGUGGCGGUUGGGGUUAUUCCGGUCAUAGUGUGGAGGCUAUACGUUUUUCAGCUGAUACCGAUGUGGUAAUAUAUGGCUUUGGCAUGUUUGGCGGACGUGGAGAAUACUCCUGCAAACUUAAACUUUACGACAUGGGUUCCGAUGGUGGUGGUUAUGAAAAGGAAGGCACACUCAUCAGUGAAACUAAAGAAGUGCCCUUUGAAUGUCCAGCUCGCAGUAAAUUUCAUAUAUUAUUACCCAAACCCAUUAAUACCACAGCUGGAAGAUGGUAUUUGGUAUGGGCACGUAUAGCAGGACCCUCUUCAGAUUGUGGUUCAUGUGGCCAGGCAACUGUCACCACCGAAGAUCAGGUAGUCUUUACCUUUAAAUCAUCUAAGAAAGCCAACAAUGGUACCGAUGUUAAUUCGGGACAAAUACCAGCCAUACUCUAUCGUUUAGUAACCCAGGAAACUAAACCUUCGACGGCUCCCAUUGAUAUAGAUCCUGUAAAAAGAGUAACCAAAGAGUUUGCUAAUUCAGUGACCAAGGAAUGCUUCGAAAGCUUAGUAUUAAUGUUAAAUUGGUCUUGGGAAGCUUUUAAAAGUUAUUUACGCGAACAGCGCGAUAUGUCACAUCAGCUACAAGUUAAACAAUCUUUGGAAUAUUUAAUACACGUCAAUAAAUCCUGUUUGAGAUUAUUGAGAAAAUAUACCAAUGAAAUUUAUCCACAAUAUGGACAAACUGAUGAAAUAGCAGAAUAUAUAUCAAGUGGAACACAAAAACCCUUAAGUAAUCGUUCCGAGAAAGAUAUUAGUAAAUUUACUAAACCUUAUAAUUCAAUAACCAAAUAUUUUAAUGAUAAUAACAUUGGAGGCAGUCAAAUGACCAUGAGAAAAUCCAAUAUGGAAAACAUACAAUUGGCAGAGUGUAUUGGCAAUGUGAGAGCCAUGUUAAUAGGCAUCUUUUGUGAUGACUUAUUCCAGGAUAUAACAAAUGAUGAAGCUUUAAGCAUGGCUUUAGAGAUACUGGAUGAAUGUCACAUUAGUUUUGUGGCUUGUUUUGGAGUGUUCUAUCCCACUUCCACUUUGAAAUGGAAUUGUUUGUGUGAUUUAUUAUCGGAAAUGGAUAAGCAAGGUACUUUACACUCUCGUCUAUUGAGUGCCAUUUUGGCAGGGUUGUGCUCACCCACGGUUAAACUACGUUCUACGUUUGCUUUGCUAAGCCAGGGAGGCGAUCGUCAAUCUAUUAUUAGUCCUAGUGAUAAUUCUGGUUUACCCAUGCUUUCAUCUACUGACUCUCAUCAAUAUCCCAUUUUGGUUGAGCAAAUGAUUUAUCGUACACAACAGGAAAAACGUGAUUUUCUUAGUAAUUCUUGGACUUUUAAGGAUGUUUUAAUGCGUUUAUUGGAUAUUAUAGCAAAUCCUAUUCGAGAUCGUUUGGAAAAUAUCUACAAUCGCAGUGUCCAUUAUAAUUAUUCUAGUAGCAGUUUCUGUUCCAAAGAUUUCAAUCAGGGACUUAUCGAUAAUUGUUGCCAUUUGUUGGCGCGAGUGUUGGCGGAAAUUGUCUAUCAAACGGCAAUAGGAGAUUACGACAAAAUGUUUAUACCGCCACGUACUUUACAUUCGUCUGGCUCACGUUUUGGACGCUGUGAUCAAAGUCGCACUUGGAAUACGGGCAGCUUUGGCCCAGAUGCUAUAGCCUUCUCCGUAGAUCGUUCUGGCAUUGCCAUUGCGGGUUGUAUGGUUUAUUCGGGUUCUGGCAGUUAUGAAUAUCAACUAGAGCUAUUAUAUGAUAAUUCCGGAGAUGUACAACAACCUCUGCAGCAGCAACAACAUAAAUGGGAAACUUUGGAAUCUGUAUCGGGUACUUACGAUCAGGCAGCAGUACAAAAUGAUAUGGCUGAAAUAAAAUUUGAAAGAUCAGUGUUGAUAAAGGAAAAUACUCGCUACGCUUUAAGAUUUUGUUCUCAAGGUCAUCGCACCUGUUCGGGAGAUGGUGGUAUGCCUUCUAUACGAGGUCCCUGCGGCUCCACUUUUCAUUUCUAUGCUUGUGAUUUGAGUUUCAAUGGCACCAAUGCUCAUCGUGGUCAAAUACCUUGUAUACUCUACUACAGUACACCCAUUAAACAAGAUUCCAAUGCUACAGGCAAUGCAGCUGGUUCUACUUGUCCUCUAAAUGGUGCUAACGAUACUACUUCUCUUACCAAUGAAAUAACCAUGCGUGAUACCGCUUUACAAAUAGCUACCGAUAUCACCAAAAAGUGUACCGAACUUUUAGUUUUGGCGCGCAAUACUUUAGCCGCUUCCUUAUCACCCUCAGACAAUUCCUCCAAUCAUUCACAAACCAUAGAUUCAGAACAUAAUAUAACUCCCAUUGAAGAACAUAUGGAUAUUAAUUGGGCCAAUAAUUCGCGCACUUCUCAUCUACCCGCUGAAGCUGGUGGCAUAUCAGCAGCUAGAGAUUUAUCCAAACGUUUGGAAUCCUUUUCGAAGGGUAUCAUAGAAACUUUGAAAUUUGAAAAGAGGUCCACAAAUCCCUUUGAAAUGGAAAUUGAAAUUGGUGCCACCGAGAUUCAUCCCAAAGACAUAAUGAUUGAGGAAAGUUCUUCUAUACAUGAUUUGAAUUUCCGUAAUGGUCAGAUUACCAAGUUUAAUGGUAAUGAACGUGUUGGUGCUGAGGCGGUGGAAAGUUUAAUGGGUGCUUCUCAAUAUAAUCCGGCCGGACUUAUAGGUCGAACUGAUUCGGAGGAGACACCUGCACAAAUGGCAGCUACUCAAAUUUUGGAUGUUUUCAAUGUAGGUUCAUCGAAUCUCUUUCAUACCCUGUUGCCAUUGGUUUAUGCUCAUAUUGCAAAUUUGGCUUGUAAUGAUGCAAAGAGCUCCGUUCAAAUAUUAGGUCUAAUCAAGGACAUUUUACCACACAUCGCCGCUCUUAACCAACUAAGUUCCACAAAAGAUGGCUGCAAUCAAACCAACAUAUCCGUACCACGCCUACGACCCAUCUUUGAAUCUCUCAAUAAAAAGCUAGAGCUUAGCAAUAACGAGGAAUGUGGCAAUGCCGUAAAUGUCACCGAUGCCAUCAAUCAACAGCAACCAUCCAAUGAUAAUCCACCAAGUGAGGUGCCUACAACCAGCAAUCAUUAUUGUGUAGUGGAAAGUGAACAUCCCUAUAGAAGUGCAUCAAUCAAUUGUUAUCGUGUUGAAUUUCCCGCCUGUGUACAAUGGUUGACUAUUGAAUUUGAUGCCCAAUGUGGUACAGCUCAAUUGGAAGAUUAUUUAUUGGUCUCUUUGCCUGUUAGACCGAUGACAAGUACAGAAACGACACCAGCCAAUGAAGAUUAUUAUGAUAUAUUGGAUAAUAAUGUCAAGAGCAAUAGGGGUGUACAAAGUAAAAGUGCCAAUCUAAUGAGUGCCUGUUAUAAGUUAUCGGCCCAAAAAGAGGGACAAUCAAAAAAUGAACCCGAUUGGUUUGUGGUGAAGAAAUUUAAUACACCCUCCAACUGGUUGCAAAAUGUUAUGAUAUUACCCGGCAAUUGUGUGGAGUUUUCUUUGGAAACUUCUUCUUUGUAUGCCCAAGAUCCUCAUGUUAAUCGUUAUGGUUUUAAAUGUUUGGUAGUGGGCUAUGAUAAUCCGGUUUUGUUAAAUGGCAACAAUUCUUGUUUGGUGCGCAUAGAACAGGAGUUAUCCUAUUUGGGUGGCAUGUGUAGUGCUAAUUUAAUGAAGAAAAAUUUAAGUUUACCAGAUGACAAAGAUGUCGAAGAUUUAUCUAGCAUUAGCGAGACUAUUAGCACACAUUUUGCUUUACUUUCCAAAGGUUUAGCUUUAGCUGAACCUGAACUAAGCAUACAUCAGGCCUUGGAAUCAUAUUUACCUAUAGGAUCCCAAUCAAAUGAACGUCAAUUUUUAAAGGAUUUCAUAAGUGGUGCUCCUGGUUCGGCUGGCGCCCGUUUAGCCGCCUGGCUACAACCUGAGCCACGUUUAGAUCCCAAUAAAUGCGAAUUAAAUACGAUUACUGAACCAUUACGUUACGGUUGGCCAACACAAAUUACGGUGACUAUACGAGAUCAAUAUGGGGAUGCUAUAGUUGUGCCCGAACUAAAGGUUGAAAUCAAAGCCAUACCUACCGGCUCCUCAGGCAAUGGGAACAUGAAGGUACGACGUGCUUCCCAAACUGAAACCUAUUAUGGAGGAAUAGCUCCACCACCACGUCAAAAUUAUGAACCAACAAUUAAGGAAAAAAUGUGUUUCAAAGCCAUAACAUUUAUGAAAUCCUACAAUAAUUAUUCUUUCGAAGAAUUACGCUACAGCAGUCCCAUACAAACAAGAGUAACGGAAUCUCUUUAUGCUCAAGAUAUGGAAGAUGGUACAUUUAGUGUACAUUGGACCCCCAAUGCGGUGGGUAGUUAUUGUCUAACCGUUACCAUAGAUGGUAUACUAUUGGAAGAAGUUUAUCGCGUGGAAGUAAAAGAGGGCAGUAUACCACCACCGGCUCAUAAGAGAGUAAUGAAGAACCCUCAUACUCCUAAUAAACUAAGGAAAUUCUAUACAAAAAAUACUGCUGGUCUGCGCAUACGUUCCCAUCCCACUUUACAGUCCGAACAAGUGGGCGUGGUCAAGUUGAAUGGCGUUAUAUCGUUCAUAGAUGAAAUCGAAAAUGAUGAUGGUGUAUGGUUGCGAUUAUCAACCGAAUCUAUAAGACAACAUUGCACCAUGGGUUGGUAUCCUACGGAGGCCUGGUGUUUGCAAUACAAUCAACAUUUGGCCAAAACUCUCUUACAUCCGGUAGUUGAACCGACUACUGCGAAUGCAACAGCUACUAGCAAUGAAAAUAAUUUAGCUGAUGCGAAUGCCGAAGUGCAGCCCAUGUCUCCUUUACCGUCGGCAGUAGGAGAUAAUCGACCAAAAGCUCGUGAUAUUUUGGAUAAUUUAGAACCUAUUACAGCUUCUUUGGAAUCACCUCCGGCAACCAAUGAUAAACCGGAAUCACCCUCGAAAAAUGUAUUUGAUUUUGCUAUAUCUUCCACCUCAUCAAAAGCACCCGAUUUUCCUCAUGUCUCCACUAAUCCGUUUAUAUGUGCCGAUACCGAUCCCAAACCAGAACAACCAUUUGGUAGUGCAUCUGAAACGAAAUCAGAGGAUUGCUUCAAUUCCGUUAAUUCGGCGGGAGUUAAUCAAAUAGGUUCUGCUAUAGCUGGUGUUGUGGGUGGAGGAGCUAUUAAACUGCAGGCUUUACAGAAAUGGUUUAAGGGUGAUAAUGAACCCAACUCGCCUAGGGAUUAUUCCUUUAAGCCCUCAGAUAUGAGUGAAAUUGCCUCAGUUUCUGUAAGGGAAUUGGUAAGAGUCAUGGGUGGUCAGGACUCACGUACGAGUAAUGGCAAUAGUUCUCAACGUUCAGGUAGUCCCAUUAAGAUACCUUUCGAAGAGAAAGUGUCCGACACACCAAGUGUACGUUCUAUGGAAACUUCGGAAGUGUCGAUGACGCAAGAUUCUAGUAAUUCGGCUCGUAGUGUUAAGGAUGAUUCCUCACAGUCGGAGGGGGCACAUUUUGAUAUCAGUAAUAUGAGGAAAACUCAUUUCACUGCUAGUCAAACUGCUGCUUUGCUAUCAACACCCAAACAUUCUGCACGCAAAGGAGGAGCAACACGUAAAUCUUGUGGAGCAGUAGGACCUCCUUCCUCUUCUUCUGAUACGGGAGGCUUAAAAGAAUCUGAUAUUUCGAAUCUGGAGGAAGAAAUGAAUUUGCUGCAAAUCACCACCACUACCCCAGGAGGUGGAAGCACUACACAAGAUCAAAUUUUAUUUGGAGAAGUGAGAACAACUUGUUCGACCGGCAGCACCGACAAUUCCAGUCCUCCCAUAUGGCCUGAACCUGUAGGAUCCUCCGCAACAAAUGCUCCUCAAAAUGCUUUUUUCAAAGCGGCACCAGCCAAGAAAAAUCCCAUGGGUCCCAUAAAAAGAGCUAUGCCACCCUCAUUUGCUGAAAGCAUACGGGCGGUAUUUGCUGCUUUUCUUUGGCACGAGGGAGUAGUACAUGAUGCCAUGGCCUGUGCCAGUUUUCUUAAAUUUCAUCCUAACUUACCGAAAGAGGGUACUACGGUAAUAACUAGAAGAGAUCAUAGUGAAGGCCGUCAGCAAUUGUCUAAAGAACAAAAAGCUCAACAGAGGCAUUCGGUGGAAGUGGCUAAUGCAGGAAAUUAUCUCAACAUACGACCCUCCACCUUGGAAACUCUAACCAAAAGUGGCAAUUUCUCGGUAAAUAACCGUAAAUAUCGCAAGGGUCAGUCCAGUGACAAUCCCGAUGAUAUGGGGGAGAAGCAGAAAUUACAUUCUUUGCCAGAAGUGGUGACAGUUUUACCCCCAGCUCUGCGUAGCUUGGUUUACCUAUGGGAACAUAUUUGCUCCAACUGUGUGCACAUUGUGCAGUCAAAUUCUUUGAGUCAAGAAAGAUUCCACUCACGCGAAUCCACUGCUGAUAGCAGUAAAGAAAAACCCACUGCUAAAGACAAAGAAAACAAAAAGUCGAAGAAGAAAAAAGAUGAUGGUUCUUGGUGUGAGAUAUGUCAGAUAUUCCUACCCAUUCCCGUAACCUAUCACAUGCGUAUUGUGCAUCCUGGUUGUGGUAAAUCUGCCAAAGGCAAGGGUUACAAUAGUGUGGGUAUUUUCUGUGAAGGUUGGGCUGGUAAUUGUGGUGAAGGUGGUAAAGGAGCCUCUAGUUGGUUCUUAAUGUGUGACGCCUGUCGUGACAAAUACAUAUCGACCAAUAAAAAUACCAAUAAUUUGAAUAAUACAAAUGCUGGUGGCACGGGUACGGAGCUGAAUUUGUUUGGCAUUAAGACUACAACUUUAAUAGCCAAUUCAGAGAUUUAUACCACCAUGAGAGAGAAUGCUACUUUCUUGUUGGAACUGUCUUCUAAUAUUUCGAAUUUGCCUACUGAUUCGGGUCAUACUGCUGCAGGACAUGCGACUUCCAACAGCAAACGUUCGCCACAGCAAAUGCCAGUGGUAGUGGAACAUCAGCAUUUCAAUAUGAGUGAAAUGAAUAAACCCAGCACCAGCAGGGCAGACACACAACGUCACAGUCGUGUGGGUUUAAGGAUUACUAAUAAAUUUGGAGGUAAUGUUACUUAUCGCAAAAGUUUUGGCGGUUCGGUUUCACCAGAACAGCCUUGGUUGGCUCCCGAAACUUUUGCCUGUUUGGAAACUUUUGGUCCGGCCAAUAAGGAAGAUUUACCAUAUGAAAUCUUUGGCAUGGGUGCCAAUGAAAAUGGUUUUGAUAGGCCUCUUUCGGAAAUCUCUUAUGAAUCUUCGGAACCCACGAAUUAUGACAAUCCUAACCAAGCCAAUUGCAUGUCUACUAGUGGCACUCUUUCACGUUUUCAUCGCAGCUACUCCAUGGGUCAAGGUUGGGGUAUAGCUCAACAACAAAUUGCUACAAAUCAACGUGAAGAAUCCUACUAUCCCAAAGUGGUAUUUCGUAAACGCAAUAAUUCCACCUCGGAAAGUGAUGGUUCGCUCUUGAUCUGUUAUCCUUCGGAAAAUUUAAGACGUUUAGUGCCAGAACAUAUGUUAAUUGCCACUUCGGUGGUGCAAAAACCAGCCAACACAGAAACUGAGGCCAAUGACACUUUAAAUAAAGAACAAAAACUUGAUUUCGAAGGCAGUAAACAACAAAAUCAAAGAAAUAAUUUGGACGCUGAAGCCGCUAAUCAAAUAAGUGUUUUACUGCAAAGGCCCGCUAUGGCUUUUAUAACCCAGAAGCAUGAUUUGAAAAAGUUACGCAGUGCCAUGAAAAGAUCAUUACGUAUAGCCACUUGUCGCAAUUAUUCUCUGCAGGCCUUAAAUUGGCUGUUAAGAUCGGUAACACAAAGUGUUUGUCUGCAUGAUCUAAUGUGGUGGUUUGUGUCUUCACUAAGCAUAACACCCUCAACAGCUACCGAACAUGUGGAUGGUAAAUAUGAUGAAUUGGAACCGGCAUUGGAACAUCCAGUCUCCUAUACCCAAAUAAGUGGACGUCUUUCUUAUAUGAUCACUGAAAGUUUGCAUACAUUUUUACAAUCUGUAGCAGAUUUGACUUUAUAUUUGCCUUUGGGUUCUCCUCUGCAACGCAUUUCUAUACAAUGUUUUGGCAUAAGGUUUAGACAAACGGAUCAUCAAUUUUUACACAGUUCACAUGUAUUUGGGAAUAUUUCCAAAAUACUCUCUAAAUCCGAUGAACAAAAUGAAAAUCCUGGUGUAUUUGGUUUAAAUGAAGAUUUAGAUCCUAAAGAGGUAACAGCUGUCAAAGACUUAUAUCCUAUGCCUGAUGCGGGAGGUAAAAUUAUUUACUACAGUGAUCUUAAUGGUCAUUUUGAAGUUACCGUUUCCUCACGUCAGGCAAUGGCGGAAUCUUUAACGGACAAUUCCACUGAAACUUUCUGGGAGAGUGAUGAAGAAGAUCGCAAUAAAAGUAAAAUAAUAGAAAUAUCCAUGAAUAAAUUGACAUAUUGCUGUAAAAUGCUACUCAUACACAUAGACAACAGUCGUGAUAUACAGAAUAAAGUCUCUUCAGUUGUGUUUUAUGGUGGCCAGUCUUUGGGUGACACUAGUCUCAUCAAAUCCAUUGAAGUAGAUGCUAAAGCUUGUACUUGGCUUUCGGCCAAAAUAAAUGAUGAUAAUUUUACUCAUUUCCGUUUGGAAUUUACUGGUCCCGAGAAUACUUUGCGUGUAAGACAAAUUAAAUUAUUAGGUUUGCCAGCAGCUAUGUGUGGUUCCGGUGAUCAAUUGGUUAAUCCUUAUGAGUUGUCAGCUAAUAGCUCUUCGCAGGUACAGGCUUUUAAGUAUAAUCUAAAGUUGACUAAUGCUACAAGAAUACAACAGCAAAUCUGCGAAAGUGAAACUUUGCGGGUAUUUCGUUUAAUAACUGGUCAAGUCUUUGGCAAAUUAAUCACCUUGGAAUCAGGUAACGAUGAAAAUGCCGGAGGGUCUACAGUGAUUGGUAAAAGUGGUUCACAAAAUGCUUUGGGCAUGGAUACUAGUGCUAACUCCAUGUUGGCCGAUUCACUCGACUUAAGAGAACACAUGGUGGGCAUUCUCUUCUCACGAAGUAAACUGUCACAUCUACAAAAACAAGUCAUAGUGCAUAUUGUUCACGCCAUUAAAAAAGAAGCACGGCGAGCUAAAGAAGAUUGGGAUGCAGUAAAUCUCACCAAUAACCUAAGAGAUCCGAAUGGCACGGGUUCAAACACUGAUAAAGACUCUAAAUUGGAGGUAACCACCGAGCGUAGUCGUACCCCGGAUACUUAUUGCUUUGAAAUGUUAAGCAUGGUAUUGGCUUUAUCAGGCAGUGUUGUGGGCAGAUCAUAUCUGUCACAUCAACAUGGUUUGAUUAAGGAUCUUUUAAGUCUUUUGCAUACCGGCAGCGAUAGGGUACAGAGACAAGUUACUGCUUUAUUGAGACGUAUUUUGCCGGAGAUAUCUCCCGGUACUUUUGCUGAUAUUUUGGGUGUACAACGUUUGCCACCCUCGGAUUAUAAUAUAGCCCAUCAGAUAGCAGUGGAUUUUGAUAUGGACAGUUUGGGUUUAUUGGAUAUAUUUUUGGCAGUUAUAGCUAAAUCUUUGCAGCUACAAGUAAAAGUUAAAAGCGCCGGAGGAAAAUCUUCAAUGGAAAAGACACCUUCUUUUAUAAGACUUUACAAUGCAUUGGAUUUAUCGGUGCAUUUGUUAAAGCCUCCUAAAUUGACUCUAAAUGAUGAACAAGAGACAGCCGAGGGAGAGGACACGUUUUCGCGUUCAGAAUAUGCUUUUGAAUACGAACGUAUGAGUGUCAAACAGGCUAGAGUUUUAAAUAAAGAAAUGAGUAAGAAAGAAGCUCCGAAAAAUCUAAAUCAUAGAUGGUUUUUGAAUGGCAUAAUACCCACUAAACAGGCGGAAAGUAUUAUAGCUUUAAUACGAGAUUUGGCCACAGGUAAAUUGGGUGAUAAAUGGUCUCAAAUGACCAAAGCUGCUAUAGCGGAGGCUGUUUUGAAUUUAACUCGUUUGGAUGAGGUAUUUCGUUCUCCAGAAAAUUGUGUUAAAACUGCUACUUUAUGGCUGGCUCUGGCCAGUUUGUGUGUGUUGGAUAAUGAUCAUGUAGAAAAACUUUCGUCGGGUCAAUGGGCCAUCUCGGAUACCCGACCCAUGUGCAAUAAUCAUGAUGAUGGCGAAACUUCAGCUAUAAUACAAUGUGAAAGUUGUGGUUCCUUGUGUGGUGAUUGUGAUCGUUUCUUGCAUUUAAAUCGCAAAACUAGAACACACAAAAGAACGGUUUGCAAGGAAGAGGAGGAGGCCAUACGUGUGGAAUUACAUGAAUCUUGUGGACGCACUAAACUCUUUUGGCUACUCGCCCUGGCUGACUCCAAGACUUUGAAAGCCAUGGUCGAAUUUCGUGAUGGUAGUCAUACUAUUAUUUCCGGCUCACAAGAUUCUGUGGGUCGUUGUCGUUUUUGUGGUAUUACUGGCAAUUCGGGUCUCUUGGAAAUUGGCAAUGUUUGCGCUGAUGCUCAGUGCCAGGAAUAUGCUGCCAAUUCAUGCAUGAAAACCAAGCAGUGUGGUCAUGUUUGUGGUGGAGUGGUUAAUGAAAAGAAAUGUUUGCCUUGUUUGCAGCAUGUCUGUCAUAGCCGCGAAAAUAAUGUGGCCGAUGGAGUGAAUGAACCUAAAUUGACUCAAGAUGCUGAUGACAUGUGCAUGAUAUGUUUUGUGGAGGCUUUAGCUUGUGCUCCUUCUAUACAGUUGGAAUGUGGUCAUGUUUUCCAUUAUCAUUGCUGCAAGGCUGUUUUGGAAAAACGUUGGAGUGGUCCGCGCAUUACCUUUGGUUUCUCUCUAUGUCCCAUUUGUAAGGCUGAUAUUAAACAUCCCAUGCUGGCGGAUAUCUUAGAGCCCAUUAAUGGUUUGAAACAGGAUGUUAAACGCAAAGCUUUAAUACGCAUUAAAUACGAAGGCUUGGUUAAAGAUACCGAAGGUCGUGAUUUAACCACUUUGGCUAUGGAUCGUUAUGCCUAUUAUGUGUGCUUUAAAUGUCAAAAAGCCUAUUAUGGCGGUGAAGCUAGAUGUGAUGCUGAAAUUGGUGAGAAAUUCAAUCCGGAGGAGCUGGUAUGUGGUGGUUGUUCAGAUGUGGCUAGGGCACAAAUGUGUCCCAAACAUGGCACAGACUUUUUAGAAUACAAAUGCCGUUACUGCUGUUCAGUGGCGGUAUUCUUUUGCUUCGGCACCACCCAUUUCUGUGACACUUGUCACGAUGAUUUCCAACGUUUAACCAAUAUACCCAAAAACAAAUUACCCCAAUGUCCAGCUGGACCCAAAGCCAAACAGCUAAUGGGUGAAGAUUGCCCUCUACAUGUCAUACAUCCUCCCACAGGCGAAGAGUUUGCUCUGGGGUGUGGUGUGUGUCGUAAUGCCCAAACAUUUUAGCAUCAUGUUGCUGGCAGUUUGUUUGAUAUGGAUUUCGCGGCAAGACGUUGCAGUGGUAGUGAUUUUAAUGAAGUGCAAUUGGAAGAAUUAGAUAAUCGUCAUUGUUUGGACUUGGAAGCAGCAGAAGAGGAGGAGGUAGAAGGUGAAGUGGCACAUGAACAGGAGCCGGAAGAGGAGGCCAGUGAUGAUGAUUAUGACUAGUCAUUUAUGAUAAUUAUUUAAAUUAUUUUUAUUAGUUGAUAAGUUACAAUAUGAUAUUUAUAUAAAUUUAUUUAGUAUACACUAAUAAUACUCACUUGCAAAAGUCAUAAUAUGGCGAUUUUUUUUUUUUAAUCUCAAUGUUUUAGCAAUUAUUUAAAUAAUCAAAUAAUAUUAAUCGCAAUAAAUAAAUAAAUAUGAAAAAAUGUAUAAAAAAGUGAUCUAUGAUCAUGGAA
Lucilia sericata (common green bottle fly) is the source of this 15857-nucleotide messenger RNA. RefSeq names its product E3 ubiquitin-protein ligase highwire (gene hiw). The transcript is spliced from 27 exons. Bases 1 to 15423 code for a protein of 5140 amino acids. NCBI's taxonomy places the organism in Eukaryota, Metazoa, Arthropoda, Insecta, Diptera, Calliphoridae. The record is from RefSeq and is a predicted model, not a curated record. Gene Ontology annotation, cellular component: nucleus.